Molecule: messenger RNA, 696 nt
Organism: Echinostoma caproni
Lineage: Eukaryota; Metazoa; Platyhelminthes; Trematoda; Plagiorchiida; Echinostomatidae
Source: the annotation of a GenBank genome assembly
AUGUAUGAUCAUACCAGCUGGAAACAUCACUGGAAAGUGACUCGCACAGAGGAACAAAUGAAAAACAAUCUGGCUUUGUGUUUGUCCGCUACACCCGCCAGUGAUCUGAUUGGCCCCACGUUUCGUUCCCCCUGGUCACGUGAUCCGGUGGAUGAGGUGGACGAGGAUCAAUCGGAUACCGAUCUCAUACAAUCGAGAAUAUGGAGUCCGCCGGUUCGAAAAAGAGAUCGAUUGGGAUGCCUAGCCUUGGUGUAUUCUUUUCGGUCGGGUCAAAUCGAUGUGCAACCAAAUGGUUUUCAACUGGCUGUGCUUCGUCGUCAAGAAGGUGGACUGUGUGGUUGGACAAAUGAUCUGAACAGUUGGCGUCAUCGCUGGGUGCUACAAGACGAGGUCGAGAAUCGGAUGUGUUGCUUCUCGUCCAAAUCAACUGAAUCGAAUCCUCCGUCAUCAGACACUACUGCAGAUUCUCCAUGGCUCAUACCCAAUCCACCAAUAAUCGGUCGAAAGACAAAACCGACCGGGAUGAAUAUGCCUAGCACAAUACAGUCACGAUUAUGGAGUCCGGCAUUUCCUGUCGACCUGAAAUUACAAUGUUUGCAAUUUAAUUUCCGUGUGGACGUGGGCCUAAAGCGAGGCUCUGACGCAACUCGAAUCGAAGGACUGAGUCUAGCUCUGCUCCAGCGUCGAGAAGGGUAA